This is a messenger RNA of Patiria miniata (bat star), 1694 nucleotides long. RefSeq lists its product as uncharacterized. The record is from RefSeq and is a predicted model, not a curated record. The coding region runs from base 823 to 1641 and encodes 272 amino acids. The transcript is spliced from 2 exons. Lineage: Eukaryota; Metazoa; Echinodermata; Asteroidea; Valvatida; Asterinidae.
AUUAUGGUUUCCGGCGAAAGUGCGGGCACGUGUGUGCACGGGGAACUGAGCUCAUCACUCGGCUUGCUAUCCACUACAUACGAUAGCAUGAACUGUCACCACACACACGCGAAUGCAAUACUGUGCCGUGAAUCUGUGCGAGGGGCUGCGCACCGUACACUGGACUAAAAGCUAUCUAUGUACAACUGAUGGUGGAUUGCAAUUCAAGUUUGCGAUCGCUCUUUCAAUGCAAGCGCGGCUGUUCCUAAAGGCCCGUAUAUAGAGCUCGGCGUACGGUGCGGGGCGGAACUCAAUCGUUGGAGGCAGUGCAACGGUCGAUCCACCUGCAAGAUAUAGGCGUGUGGAGGUCUGCUCGGAGAAGAAGACACCUGAUCUGGGUAGGAGAAAUACCAAGUGCGGUCGAGUCUCUGUCAAUUGUCGUUGUAAGGCGGAUGGAACAACACCAAGUGACACAACAAUCAAUACGAGCUGGUGAUAGAUUGCGGCGAAAUCGGCUUUCUGGCUUAAUUAUCGGAGGAACGACAACUCAUCUCAAGUGAACUGUCCGAAUUUUUUCUUAUCUCGAUGGACGGCAUUUUUUCAGUGUUAAUGUGGACUAAGUGGUGUUAACAUCAAACAGUCAAUCACUGGAUGAAGGAUAUUAAUUUGUUAGAAGGUGGCGAUUGAAGGCGGACGACAACGAAGGACCAGAGCACCACCUGGGAUUGUUAAUGGUUUUCAGCGAGUGAUCUCAUAUGUUGCUAAUACUAGAGGAUCUGCUUUACGCGGUCUAAAACACAUCUGUCUGACGUCUACUUGACCGUCGUAACACACAGGAUAACUAUGGCCUUACGUGAGGUGGAGCCAAAGUCGGUCAUCAAAGCGGUCCUCGUUUCACUGAUUUUCUCGUUCGUCUUCCUGCCCUCUUGCCUCCAAGCCAACAACAGUACGGAGCUUCCUACCACGCCCACGACCACACCCACGCGGGUACCUACCAGAGCUACUACGCAGGCCGGGGGACUGCAGGGCAGCCGGCAGCAACCCACCGAGGAAGGCUCCGGGUACGUGCAGGUGGCAACCAAGAAAACCACGGUGGAUGCUCGGCGUGAGCCGGUGCAGGCGGGGCCCAGGAAAAUGAUCGAACCCUCCAGCCAGCCUAACGAUAUCGUCUCCAAGUUCCUCACCUACCUGGCCUACAUCGAGGACAACCGGAACGACUGCGAGGCGGGGACCUGGGCGGUGGUGCUGGACAAAGGAGCCACCAGCUACGGCCCCAACAGGUACAUGCGACAGGCCAUGAGGACAGUCGAGACAGCCAACUUCUUCACCAGGAUAUGGCGCAGCAAAGCCCUCUCGGGAGUCCAGCACAACGAGGAGUUCUUCUUCAACGUGGUAGCCUCCAACGUGGAGAACGACGACGAUAUAUUUGCCUUUGGGAAUUGUUACGACGCCCACGAGUUCUUGGAUUAUAGUAUCUUCUGUCCCUACGCGUACCGGCUGCCGGAUGGCGGGAUACGGGUCAAGGAUCUCUCCCUGGCCUACCCAUACCUCACUAACGAUUCCGAGUGGUUCUUUGAGGCUCGCCGGAACGUGGAGAGGUUACUUACCCAAAAUAGAGUCGUCAUAAACAGUGAGUAUACACACGUUCAUUCGUUCACAUAAUACACCAAUGGCGGAUCUAACGGGAGUUAGGGACCCCUCCGCUCCCUUGGGCC